AGGAGCUUCACUUUCAGAGCUGCUGGGGGGCUAUGCACCUUCCAAGGGUUACCUAUAAAAUAAAUCAGAGCUCUAUCUUCCAAAAUUGGGACUAAACUUACAUUUUUCCACAAAAGAGAUUGCUUGAAGGAACCAUGGAGAUCAGAGGAGCGCUCACUCUGCGGAAAAGGCAAGUCUUGAUUUUCUUUGUUUUGCUGGGAUUGUCUGAAACGGGGCCUGAAUCGGUGCGCUAUUCUGUGGCAGAGGAAAAAGAAAUUGGCUCUUUUGUGGCCAAUCUGGCAAGGGAUCUGGGGCUUGGGGUGGAGGAGCUGUCCUCACGGGAGGCCCGGAUAGUUUCUGAUGAUAAUGAGAAGCAUUUGCACCUGAAUUUGCUGACUGGGGAUUUGCUCCUAAGUGAGAGACUAGACCGAGAAGAGCUCUGUGGCUCCACGGAGCCCUGUGUGUUGCAUUUUCAGGUGUUACUGCAAAACCCUUUAAAGUUUUUUUUGGUUGAGCUGCACAUCAGAGAUAUAAAUGAUCACUCCCCUACAUUCUUGGAUAAGGAAAUACUUUUGAAAAUAUCAGAAAGUACGACUCUCGGAACCAAAUUCCUAAUGGAGAGUGCCCAAGAUUUGGACAUAGGAAGCAACAGUCUCCAAAACUACACAAUCAGCCCCAAUUCUCAUUUCUCCAUUAAAGUUCAAGACAGUGGUGAUGGAGAGAUAUACCCAGAACUGGUCCUGGACAGAAUGUUAGAUCACGAAAAGGAGCCUGAGGUCAGAUUAACACUUGUAGCGCUGGAUGGUGGAUCCCCACCCAGGUCUGGGACAACUUCGGUUCUCAUAGAGGUCUUGGACGUCAAUGACAAUGCCCCCGAGUUUCCUCAGAAGCUCUAUGAGGUGCAGGUCCUGGAGGACACAGCCAUUGGCUCCUGGAUAAUCACCACCUCGGCUAAGGAUCUGGAUGCAGGAAACUAUGGGAAGAUAUCUUACAUAUUUUUCCAUGCAUCUGAAGACAUUCGUAAAACAUUUGAAAUCAACUCUACAUCUGGGGAAGUUCGUUUGAGAUCUAGCUUGGAUUUUGAAGUAAUACAGUCCUACACUAUAAAUAUUCAGGCAACAGAUGGUGGGGGUCUUUCAGAAAAAUGUACUCUUCUGAUAAAAGUAUUGGAUGUAAAUGAUAAUGCACCAGAAGUGACCAUGUCAUCAAUUACAAACAGAGUUCCAGAAAAUUCGCCACAGACCCUUGUUGCUGUUUUUAGUAUUCGAGACCAAGACUCUGGGGACAACGGAAGAAUGGUUUGCUCUAUUCAAGAUGAUCUCCCAUUUAUUCUGAAACCCACGCUUAAGAAUUUCUUCACUCUGGUUACUGAAAAAGCACUGGACAGAGAGAUGAGAGACAAGUAUAGCAUCACAAUCACCGUCACAGACAUGGGGACUCCCAGACUGAAAACUGAACACAACAUAACCGUGCUGGUCUCUGAUGUCAACGACAACGCCCCGGCCUUCACCCAAACCUCCUACACCCUCUUCAUCCCAGAGAACAACAGCCCCGCCAUGCACAUGGGCAGCGUCAGCGCCACAGACAGAGACGCGGGCGUUAACUCCCAGGUCACCUACUCUCUGCUGCAGCCCCAGGACCCCAGCCUGCCCCUGGAUUCGCUGGUGUCCAUCAACGCUGACAACGGACACCUGUUCGCCCUGAGGGCGCUGGAUUUCGAGGCCCUGCAGGCUUUCGAGUUCCUGGUGGGCGCCACAGACCGCGGGUCCCCAGCGCUGAGCAGCCAGGCGCUGGUGCGCGUGCAGGUGCUGGACGCCAAUGACAACGCGCCCUUCGUGCUGUACCCGCUGCAGAACGGCUCUGCGCCCUGCACCGAGCUGGUGCCCAGGGCGGCUGAGCCUGGUUACCUGGUGAGCAAGGUGGUGGCGGUGGACAGCGACUCGGGCCAGAACGCCUGGCUGUCUUACCAGCUGCUCAAGGCCACAGAGCCCGGGCUGUUCAGCGUGUGGGCGCACAAUGGCGAGGUGCGCACGGCGAGGCUGCUGAGCGAGCGCGACGCGGCCAAGCACAGGCUGCUGCUGCUGGUCAAGGACAAUGGCGAGCCUCCGCUGUCAGCCAGUGUCACGCUGCACGUGCUGCUGGUGGAUGGCUUCUCGCAGCCCUACCUGCCUCUGCCCGAAGCGGCGGCCGACACGGCCCAGACAGACCCGCUCACGGUCUACCUGGUCAUCGCGCUGGCGUCGGUGUCGUCGCUCUUCCUGUUCUCGGUGCUGGCGUUCAUCGCGGUGCGGCUGUGCCGGAGGGGCAGGUCUGGCUUGGUGGAUGGCUGCUCGGUGCCUGAGGGCCACUUUCCGGGCCAUCUGGUGGAUGUCAGCGGUACUGGGACCCUGUCCCAGAGCUACCAGUAUGAGGUGUGUCUGAUGGGAGGUAUGGGGACAGAUGAAUUUAAAUUUCUGCAGCCGAUUAUUCCCAGUCUUCCAGCCCAUGACACUGGUAGGAACGUAGAGGAAAACGAGAACUGUAGGAACAGCUCUGGAUUCAACGUUCAGUAUAAAGUCUGAACAUUUAAUCUUUAAUUAUUCUUGCCUGACUGGAAACAUUUUGCCAAGUUGUAGUGAAUUUUGGUUGUAUAGUAGUUGCAUUCAUUAUUUCUCAUGCUCUUGCACUUGCUUUAAAAAUCAUUUUUAGUGGCUAUGAUGAAAUAGAAACAAUUUGUGUGUUUUCUGGUUUUGUUUUGUUUUGUUUUUUAAAUUUGCCCUGGCUGGUGUGGCUCAGUGGA
Molecule: messenger RNA, 2758 nt
Organism: Phyllostomus hastatus (greater spear-nosed bat)
Lineage: Eukaryota; Metazoa; Chordata; Mammalia; Chiroptera; Phyllostomidae
Product: protocadherin beta-14-like
Exons: 1
Coding region: 135-2540 (801 amino acids)
Biological process (GO): homophilic cell-cell adhesion
Cellular component (GO): plasma membrane
Molecular function (GO): calcium ion binding
Source: RefSeq, a predicted model, not a curated record